Molecule: messenger RNA, 1365 nt
Organism: Aureobasidium vineae
Lineage: Eukaryota; Fungi; Ascomycota; Dothideomycetes; Dothideales; Saccotheciaceae
Source: the annotation of a GenBank genome assembly
AUGGAUCUGAGCGAUGCAUUGGGUGGAAAAUCGAUCAAGGUGCCGUUCUACAAGGAGGCCUAUAUUCAAGGACUACUCACUCCGGAGAGUCCUGCAACUCAGAGCAACACUGUGCGCCUGCGAGGGUACAGGAGGGGUAAUCAGCCGGACCCACGCCCAGAGACGAGCUUCAAGAAACGAGUCCACUGGCGCCUCUACAUGGAGUACUUGUAUGCUGGCGAUCUACACCAACUCAUCUACUACCACACCAUUAGGAGAAAGCCCUCNCCUGAGCCCUUCAUCUGGUGGACGAUGAAAUGCCUCGCCUCUGCUCUUAAACAGAUGGAAGAUCUGUCUAGAGCACGAUCCAAUGCACACCCAGAGCAGGACGAAACUAUCGUGAUGCUGGACAUGAAGCCUUGCAACAUAUUCCUCGAUGGCGCGGGAGGACCGGAAUUCGAAGUAUAUCCGAGGCCUGUGAUAGGCGAUUUUGGAUCAGCCCAUCUGACCUACGCAGACCAAGUGGCGAACAGAGCGAAGCGGUUGAUGAUUCUCUGUACGCCUGGGUUCACGGCCCCUGAGUUUCACGUGAAAGAUCCCCGUCCCCGUGUUAAGAAGCCAGACGACAAUGACGACGAGGAAGAAGCCGACAAUGAGAACAAGGAUGUCGAAAUGGACGACGCGGAACUUCUUGAAUACAACGAAAUGGACGACGAAGACGUAGAAAACGAAGAAGCCGUAAACGCGUCCCUGGACUCGUGGUCCAACGUUUGGCAGCUCGGCAAGACCAUCGAAGCCAUGAUGCGACUAGAGACUCGCCCAAAUGACCGUGACUACGAAGACCCCGAUGCCAGGCAGUCAAAGAUCAAAACCCAUCCUCCACGUUUCAAAGCCGCACCAGAGUUUUGUUACAGCGCGGAGCUCCUUGAGCUAAUAUGGGGCUGUCAGGUGUUUGAACCCGAAUGCAGACCGGCUCCUGAGGAUAUACUGUACGCCAUCGAUAUGGAUGCUCCCCCUCACAUUCAUGGAAUGGACGUCUGGGGUAGCGAGGACUGGGUCGCAGAACAAUGUAAGAACUUGGGCACCUUGACCGACCACCAAAAGAGGGGGAUGAAAGCGAACAUCUUCAAGCGAGCACAAGCCAGCAAACUGUGGUUCCUUCACGACUUCAAGGACUGUUAUCUAGCCGAACAAUAUCAAGACUUGGACUUGGAUUUACCUCCGCAAUGCGAACUCACAUGGAUGCCUCAGAAGUUUAGAAACAGGAUAUGCCAGAAACUUGGAGCUGAAGAACCAGAGCUGGCCGAAGAACCAAACAACAAGCGGCCUAGAACAGAUGAAGCUAUCACAGUGACUCAAACCAGAAAGAAGCGGCGGAUAGCAUAA